AUGGUCAGGAAAAGACCAAGAAGCUCUCUGGGUCACGUUCCUAUUGAUACAAUGUCUUCUUCGCCGAUUCAAGAGAAAAUUCCAAAGUUGAGUAGUCGUAAUUUAGGUGAAGAGCAUACUCCAACACGAUAUAAAAUAACUAGAAGAGAUCCUAAAAUUGUUAGGAAAUUAAAUAACUCAACGAAGGAUUCACUUUUUUUUAGCAAUGAGUCAUUUAAUAAACAUAUACCGAAGAGUCCAAAUCGAGAACCUACCAUCAAUAUAUCAGAUGAAAUCGAAAAUAGCAAUGAAGAAAGUGACGGAUUUGAGCCUUUAGAAGGAAGUCCUCCAAUGCAUCGCAAGCAACGUCCUCGAAAAAGUAGUUCAGUAGGUCUAUUGAUAUCAUCUCCAGUUUCGUCCCGUAAUCAAGAAAACUCUUCAGUUAGACCAAGUAAAUUGAGCUUGAGUGUGAUGGGUACGCUAACUACUAUUGAUUAUAAAGGGGAGAGAGAAAGUAAAAAAAGUAUAAUUAUGUCUUACACUAGAGAUAUGAAAUCACGAAAGAUGAGAUUUACGUUUAAAGGUAACGAAGUUAAAGGAAGUUGUAUAUAUCUUCCGCGUGAUUGCAAGGAAAUAUUUGCCGAUAACGAUAAUACUUCCUUUGGAAUUCUAUUUGUAAAGCCAAAGGCUAUUACACUUUUAGCAAAUCUUCAAAAGGUUAUCGAAGUUAGAGGUGUACUAUGGCGUAAUAGUGACUCAACAAACAAACUACAUUUAAAAAGACUCUGGGAUGAUUUGUCUGUGGAUGAUAAUUCUAAUAUUAAAAAUGUUCCCAAACGAACUGACGUGUUAACAAGCUUAGAAGCGUCAAUAUCCCAAACUGCUAAACAAGUAGUAGCAUUGCGAACGAAGAAAUAUGACUUUGAGCCACCACCAAGUUUUCUCCAUAAAGCUGACGCACUGAGUUCCUUAAAUAAACGAGGUAUUCAAAAACGAAUAUCUCACUUCACAUCUUCAGUUACGAAAAUUCCAAUCCCAAAAGACAGAUUAGAGACCUUCAUUAAUGAUAUACCCCCAACAAAAUUUUAUUCGAACUCCUCAAAGGCCACAUUGGAUUCGAAACGAUUAGAUGUUAUACCAUCACCUUCAGAGUUCAAUCUUCGAAGAUCUACAAGAGCUAAAGGUACUCAGCAACGAAUAACCGCUUUUGAAGAUAUCGAUUCAGAGUACGAAACACCCGAACCGUUCAAACCGUCAUUAUGCUAUAAGUUUGAUGAUUCAACGAGUUACACCAUUACAAACCAGGAUUUUAAAUGUCUUUAUAAUAAGGAUUGGAUAAAUGAUACAAUUCUAGACUUCUUUACCAAAUAUUUUAUUGAAGAGUCCAUCAAAAAAAAUAUUAUUUCUAAAUCAGAAGUCUCGAUCAUGUCGUCUUUUUUUUAUACUAAACUAAUAAGUGAUCCUGAAAAUUAUUAUGAUAAUGUAAAAAAGUGGGUAUCAAAUUCAAAUUUGUUCGAAAAAAAGUACGUAGUGAUUCCUAUCAACAUGAAUUUCCAUUGGUUUGGUUGCAUUAUUACAAAUUUAGAUGAAUUGCUAAAGUUUGUUAAAGAAAAUUCGGUAACAUUACGUGGAGAAAAGAGGAAUCCUAUAGAUACCAUUAAAAUUUCUGCUCCAAUAAAAUCAGGAAAGGAGAAUGCUUCCAAAAUUUUAGAUGACCCUAAGGACCACAACAAUGGGGGCCAUAUAGACGGUAACACCAACAGUACACAAGAAGAUAUGGAUGAUAUAGCCUCUACAGAAACUGUGAACCUUUCAGAAAGCAUCACCGAGGAUAAAACUAAUCAUUUUACUAAUAUGGAUAAUCAACGACAGUCUAACGAGGAUGCAGAACCUUCUGAUACAACAGUGCCCCCAGAAACAGAACAACUAGAAAUUGGGACACCUAUUAUUCAAAUAUUGACAUUUGACUCCCUAAGGCAAAAUCAUAGCCGUGAAGUGGAUGCUAUUAAAGAAUUUAUUAUUGGUUAUGCCAGAGAUAAAUAUUCUUUAGAAAUCGAUAAAUCUUUGAUAAAGAUGAAAACUUGCUUGGUUCCACAGCAACCAAAUAUGAGUGAUUGUGGUGUACACGUAAUAUUGAAUACACAGAAAUUUUUUGAGAACCCGAAGGAAACUUUAGAAAUGUGGAGGAAUUCCAAAGUUCGAAGUAAAUCUGCUUCAAAGAAGAUUAAUUUAUACUUCGAGAAAAGUUCUAGAGGCCAAGCAAGAAGAAAAUUAAGGGACAUUUUACUGCAUUUGCAGAAAAAGUACAUUGCGUAUUUGAAAGAGAACAACCUUUAUACAGAUGCGGAUGAGGAUGGAAAUAGAGAUUUCAAUGACGACUCCAACGAAGAAAUAGAAAUUAUUGAAAACUACGAAGAUCCUGUGAAAAAACAAGAGCAAGAACAGCAGCAAUUUGAACACAACAAACAAUCACAAGUUCCAAAUUUAGUCAAAUCUGAUAGCCAAAAGGAAAAUGAUGAGAAUAUCGCAACUCAUAACACCGAAUAUGCUUCUAAUGAGGAGAGGAAUCUUACUUCAGAGCCACCAAGUCCUGGAUUAUCUCCAAAAAAAGAAAACGGUAUUGCGGAAGUGGGAGAAGGUACUAAAAACUCUAUUUUAGACAAAGCUGACCAUCAGAAAGCUGGAGGCUCGGUGGAAGAAAAUGAAUAUAUUCACAAUGACUCUCUGUUUCUCCCGAUGUCAGACACGUCAGGACAUAUCCAAUUCAAGAUGCUGAAAACAUCAACAGAAUCACCUGACUUGGAGCCGAAGAGAAACUUCUUGGACAGUUCACCCAUCAAAUCCCUUGGUACUGAGUCCAGAUAUACACAGCCUGAAACAGGAACGACAUCAAGAUACUUUGGGAACUCUCUUCUAAAAGACCGCGUCCAGGAAUUCGGCAGUAUUCACCCAACUGAACGCCGAUCAGUAUCCUCAGAUACUGAAAACAGUGAUAAACUGAAAUCAGAAAGGGCAGGUGCAUCGCAUACAUCCAUUUUGACUUCUCAAAAAGAACAUCUCCAUCCUUCAUCGUUACAUGCCGAAGAUAUUUCUGAAAGAAUACCGAAGUCAGAAGGUGACCAUGAUGAUAAUGAUGUAUACCUAAUUGCGGAAAACGGUGAUGAUAAUAAUGAUAUGAGGACUUCAAGGGCUCAGAUAAGCCAAAAGAGCGACGAUAAAAUAGAAGAGAUUAAGAAGAAUCUGGCUAGAGAAUUGGAACAUUCGAGUUCAGAAGAAGUGGAACUAAAUAUGCCUAAUGAAUCUUUAACAAGUCCCAAAAGAUUUUCGACAGAGGUUAAUGACAAAAGGAAAUAUAUCCUUGAAGGUGAUUCUAACAUUGAGGAACCUGAUGGGCGAUCAAUGGCUGAAAUUCAUAGCAUUUCAUUAGAUGAUGAUUAA
Molecule: messenger RNA, 3417 nt
Organism: Naumovozyma castellii
Lineage: Eukaryota; Fungi; Ascomycota; Saccharomycetes; Saccharomycetales; Saccharomycetaceae
Gene: ULP2
Product: SUMO protease ULP2
Exons: 1
Coding region: 1-3417 (1138 amino acids)
Source: RefSeq, a predicted model, not a curated record